AUGAGUAUGGCCCUUGUUGUACGCUGCCAACAUAUCCAAUUGCUCGGGAUUGUCCAACAUCACUCUCAAAUGUGGAACCUGGGUGCUCACGGCAACAAGCUCGUCGAGCGUGGACUCAUAAAUAGGCAAACUGAAGUGGAUAUCGUUGAUCUUACCUGCCUUGACCAACGGCAUCACCAUCCAUGCCUCUCUCAAAGUCGACACCACCACACGAUCGGUGGUCAGUUUUCCACUCCCAAGUUGCAAUUCCGUCCCCUCAACCGUCUUGUGGGUUUUCACGUGUGCCCGAAACGCUGCGUUCAACUUACGGGCAUUUUCCAACAUCAGCUCGCAAUUCCGACGGAAAAUUUUCCGAUCAACCACAAAGUUCGGGGUGGGCAACUCCGAGAUUUUGGCUCCUUUAAAGUGCGCCACAAGCGCCUGCUUAUCGGGAAGAGUAUUGAAAUCGGAACAAAAUGGCAUUUUGGUAUUUUUCACCGGUCGCUUAGUUAA
Meyerozyma guilliermondii ATCC 6260 is the source of this 492-nucleotide messenger RNA. RefSeq lists its product as uncharacterized. The transcript has a single exon. The record is from RefSeq and is a predicted model, not a curated record. Lineage: Eukaryota; Fungi; Ascomycota; Pichiomycetes; Serinales; Debaryomycetaceae. The coding region runs from base 1 to 492 and encodes 163 amino acids.